AUGAAUCAUCGACCCUCUUUUCCAAAAGUGCCAGCAGCGGCACUCAUACCACUACUCCAAUCCCCCUUGAAACCUCCGACAAGAACACGCCCACUCCGGUCAUCAAACCUAGCUCCACCCCCACCGCAAGCACCUCUCACCCCCCCCCUAACAAUCCAGCACCUCCGCCGGGAAGCGCCGAAUGAAGUCCUCCUCUACACGGACGCGAGCCGCUGCCCCCUCACCGGAAUCUCCUCCGCAGGCAUCUACAGCUGUGGAGUCGAAUCUGUCUCGGUAUCCCAGAGGCUCCCGGCCGGACUCACGAGCGUGGACGCGGAAACUGAAGCGUUGCUGGUGGGCGUAUCCAUCGGAUCAUCGAUCGCGAGGAGGACCGGGAGGGGGGUCGUUACAGUUUGUGCGGACUGUAUUCAGGCGUUGGAGGCCGUGAACAGGUUGGUUUGUGAGGGGAGGUUCGGGGGUGCGGGUCCGGAGGUUCAGGUUAGGGAUGAGUGGGUUAAGGGGCAGAGUGGAGUGAAGGGGAAUGAGGAAGCGCAUAGGUUGGCGAGGAAGCGUUGAUCUUGUGAGUUGAUGUUCUGGCGUGGUUUUUUCCUGUUCGCUUGCUCUCGGGAAGCGGAGUUUUUUCUCCUCUGGUGGUGCUUUCUUAAACCUUGGCCUGUUUGCGAUUAUCUUUUUAUAUUCUUUGGGGAUCAGUGAGGGGUGCUGCCUAGUUGCCAUUUUUCUCGUUUUUUAUCCUUUUUAUUCGGGAGUCUUUGCUCAGUUAUGGUAACUUGCUUCGGAAAGUUUUUAUUUACCAAUUAAGCAAUUUUCAUUGAUCCUUG
Messenger RNA from Tuber melanosporum (Perigord truffle), 818 nucleotides. RefSeq lists its product as uncharacterized. NCBI's taxonomy places the organism in Eukaryota, Fungi, Ascomycota, Pezizomycetes, Pezizales, Tuberaceae. The transcript has a single exon. Bases 1 to 555 code for a protein of 184 amino acids. The record is from RefSeq and is a predicted model, not a curated record. Gene Ontology annotation, molecular function: nucleic acid binding.